Molecule: messenger RNA, 727 nt
Organism: Drosophila persimilis
Lineage: Eukaryota; Metazoa; Arthropoda; Insecta; Diptera; Drosophilidae
Product: protein enhancer of rudimentary
Exons: 2
Coding region: 182-490 (102 amino acids)
Source: RefSeq, a predicted model, not a curated record
GUUCCUGCUGCUUGUCGAUUUAAAGAAAAUCCAAUUCGUUUUCUACAAGCGUAGAAGUGGGUACUCCAGCUAUCGUUGUGUUUGCCAUUCCUAUCCGAGUACCUACUUGUCAUCGCUAGCCUGUUGUGGAAAAUAUUUUAAGCCGAAUAAGCGCUGACACCAAUAGAGGAAUCCAUCCAAGAUGUCGCACACCAUUCUGUUCGUUCAGCCCGGGGCUCGCCCGGAGACUCGCACUUACUGCGACUACGAGAGCGUCAACGAGUGCAUCGAGAGCGUGUGCAGGUCCUACGAGGAGUAUCUGAAGCGCCGCAACCCCAAAAAAUCGACCAUUACGUACGAGAUCAGCCAGCUCUUCGACUUCAUCGAUCGGCUGAAGGACAUCUGCUGCUUGGUGUACCAGAAGACCACCAAAACCUACGCCCCGUUCAACAAGGAGUGGAUCAAGUCUAAGCUCUACGAGCUGCUCCGCGGAUCGGCGCACAGCGCUUGAGACGAGUCCAGGGAUGCUGGACAUCGAAGUAACCAACAAAACAACACAAAAGACAGUGAACACACACAGAAGGGGAAUCAUCCGAGGGCAAUCAAUGCUCCAAAUAGAAGACAAAAUCAUCAUAAGCACAUCAAAGGCACAAGAAGAAAUCAAACAGGAACCACAGCCACAUCCAACAUCGUCUGAAGCACUUAACAAUCAAUGAAAUGUAUUCCUUACUUUACAAGAAAUAAUAUA